Messenger RNA from Pimephales promelas (fathead minnow), 1343 nucleotides. RefSeq lists its product as uncharacterized. The record is from RefSeq and is a predicted model, not a curated record. NCBI's taxonomy places the organism in Eukaryota, Metazoa, Chordata, Actinopteri, Cypriniformes, Leuciscidae.
UGAUGGUAAAGAGCACAACACCUCAGGAACAAACAGCCUGAUCAGCAAAGAAUCAGCAGCUUGCACCAAGACUCAGCAGAAAGAAACCCACAGCUUUCGGAUUCAGGUUAUAAAAACUGCUUCUCUGUCCCUGUGGAGUUUGCACAGCUGAGAUUAAGCCAAGCUCUUGAGAAAUCUAGAGACAAGCGGAAGUUUCCCUGCCUUUUCAGACAUGAAGCAAGACGCGGCUGAGAUUCGGGCCCAGUACGAGCAGCAGGGGUAUCUGUCGGCGAUCCCCAUCCUGAGUCCAGAGGAGCUUCAGCAGUCCCGGGAUGCCUUCGCUGAGCUGGAGAGAAAACAUGGUGAAGAUUACACUGCUUACAGCCUUCAUAACAUCCACAAGGAUAAUGACUGGGUGAUGGCCCUCGCCAAGCACCCUCGGCUUCUUGAGGUGGUCACUGCAGUUCUGGGGCCCGACGUCAUCCUGCUCGACUCCAGAUUCAUUUGUAAAUAUCCAGUGGGAAAGCCAGAAAGCAAUGGCAGCAGUGAUAAGAUGGAAGGAUUGCCGUUUGUGGCCUGGCACCAGGACAUGACGUACUGGGGUUUUGAUGGAGGUCCCGUUCUGUCUGUCUGGCUUGCCCUUGACGACUCGCUUGAGGACAAUGGAGCACUGCAAGUUAUUCCAGGUAGUCACCAGUCCGGUCUUCUGCCCCAUCACCAAUCAAAACGAGCUGGGAACAUGCUGAGUGUCAAUCAGGAGAUCCCAGAGGAGCUGGUGCAGUCAGAGAAGGCCCUCUUAUGCCCACUUCAAGCUGGUCAGAUGUCGGUCCAUGAUGGACUUCUGGUUCAUGCCAGCGAUCCCAACACAUCUAAUAGGAGGCGCUGUGGCUACGUCAUCCGAUAUGUCCCUACAUGUGCUUAUCCAAUCCAGGACCCUGAGCGGCCCAGGAGUUUUCCUGACACAGUGCUGGUCAGCGGUUUUGACAAAUACAACCAUUUCUCCUCCAAACUGUGACCGGCUUAUACUGAACUCUUUAUUUAGGCCAUGAGUGCUUUGGCUUUAGGAACUAAUUCAUCUCUAACAGUGUGUGUCCCUUCGAAUUACACAGUAUUUUUAGCUCUAAUUUAUUAUUAUUUGCAAUAUUAAAAAUAGUUGACAAAGUAUAAAGUUAAAUAUUUUUCUACGCAAUAUUUACUUUGCUAUAGCACUGCAAUUAUUCAAACUUUGGGUACGUAUCUUUCAGGCUUUUCAGGAGAUCAUGUGUCAUGGGAUUUUAAGCUAUGAUCUUAUGUGUCCUUUAACUGAACUGUCACAUUGUGGACAUAGAACUGUUCUGAAAUGCUCAAUAAAUUGUUCAAUAUUA